This is a messenger RNA of Symbiodinium pilosum, 1233 nucleotides long. Lineage: Eukaryota; Dinophyceae; Suessiales; Symbiodiniaceae. The record is from the annotation of a GenBank genome assembly.
AUGGCGGCUUCCAGCGAGUUGAUUUUAGUUCUCAACGCCGGCAGCAGCUCCUGGAAAUAUGCGCUCUUCCGCGCGGCGUCCUCAGGCUGGACUCGGCUCGUUCACGGCCUCGCUGAGGGCAUAGGCACAAGGACGGAAUGCCGGAUCAAAGAGGUGACAUCUGAAGGAAAGAAAGUUCACAACAUCCCCUUGCCAGACCACAGGGCCGCACUACGUCGCGUCUUGGAUUUGUUGCCAAGCAAGGAUGACAUACGAUCAGUCGGCCAUCGGGUGGUUCAUGGAGGCGAGAGCUUUACUAGUGCGACACUCAUCAACAAGGAUGUGCUGAAAGCGGUGCGAGAGGCCUCCAUGUUGGCCCCCCUGCACAAUCCAUGGAACAUCCUCGGAAUCGAGGUAUCUAAAGAGCUCUUUGGAGAAGAGUGUCCGCAAGUGGCAGUGUUUGACACUGCUUUCCAUCAGAGUAUGCCUCCCCAUGCCUACAUGUACGCUCUCCCGUAUGACUUGUACAAGAAGCAUCAUAUCCGCAAGUAUGGAUUCCACGGUACCUCCUACGUCUACGUCUCGGAAGAGGCAUCUCGAGUACUAGGGAAGCCCAUUGAGGAAUUGAACAUCAUCGCCUGUCACAUGGGCAAUGGUGCCUCCAUGUGUGCCAUCAAGAACGGACGAUGCGUGGAUACAACUAUGGGAAUGACUCCCUUGGAUGGCUUGGUAAUGGGCACCCGAUGUGGGGAAAUGGACCCAGCCAUUCCCAUGUAUCUCACGGAGCACCUGGGCUACAGCAUGAAAGAGGUCAAUGACAUGCUGAAUAAGAAGAGCGGCCUCCUGGGUCUUUGUGGAUGUUCAGACAACCGGGAUGUGGAGCAUGAGUACUGCAAGGGAACGCCCCUGGGUAAGCUGGCAAAGGAAGUGCAGAUCUACCGGACCAGAAAAUAUUUGGGAGCCUUCAUGGUAGCCUUGGAUGGACGGGUGGAUGCCUUGGUCUUUACCGGUGGUAUUGGGGAGCAUUCGCAUUUGUUUAGGACUUUGGUGUGCCAGGGUUUGGGGAGCCUCGGCUUAGAGUUGGACGAGGAGGCCAAUCAUAUCAAGGAUGGGGACUUCAACGAAAACAUCCGGCUCGAUACCAAGCGCCACUCCACGCAGAUCUGGGUGAUUCCUACAGAUGAGGAGUUGUGCAUCGCGCAGCAGACACAGGCCAGGGUGACGAAUGCCAUCCCUACCGUCAACGUGGAAUGA